AUGAUGAUUGGUAGUGCAAAUAAUGGAAGUGGGCCUUGUGGUGCCUGCAAGUUCCUUAGGAGAAAGUGUGUAAAAGGGUGCAUUUUUGCACCGUACUUUGAUCCUGAUCAAGGGACAGCUCACUUUGCAGCAGUGCAUAAAGUCUUUGGCGCUAGCAAUGCUUCUAAGCUUCUCUUGCGCAUACCUGCUCACAAGCGUGUUGAUGCUGUUGUUACUCUUUGUUAUGAGGCCUUGGCUAGGGUGAGAGACCCCGUUUAUGGUUGUGUCGGCCACAUCUUCGCUCUCCAACAACAGAGGCAUAUCUUGACGUUGGUCGAGGUAGUGAAUUUGCAAGCAGAGCUGGCCUGCAUUGAAGCCCACCUUUCAACAUUGCAGCAUCUCCCUCUAACUCAGCCACCACCUGAGUGUGUUCGAAGCCCCUCUCAAACAAGUCUGAAUUCAUGCUCAGAAGUACCAUCGUUCUCAAAACUAGCUUCGGAUUCUAACAUGUCAACGCAUUUUGAUCAGUUACAAGUACAACCGCAACAAACGUCAGCAGAAUUGACAGCUUUCUAUAAUCCACCUGAGCAGGAAGUUGACAAUGAGGAUCUCCAUGAAUUGGCACGAGAGUUUGUGUCUAGAUGCUUGCCAGGAGUCAGAUAUAAGCCUCCAAACUCCCCUCAGAAUCUCUAG
Molecule: messenger RNA, 672 nt
Organism: Dovyalis caffra
Lineage: Eukaryota; Viridiplantae; Streptophyta; Magnoliopsida; Malpighiales; Salicaceae
Source: the annotation of a GenBank genome assembly